CUCGGCUGGGGACUCAUGUUCCUCCUGUUCCGCGUCGGCGUGUUUCGAAAGUACAGCGCGGACUUCAGCAACAGGGUCGUGUCCAUAAUACACGCUAUCGUCGCGGUGUACUACGCGUACCUCACCUUCACGAACGGCUGGGCCGGGAUGUUCGACGACAUCGGCGGCGCGAACACGCCGGCGCAGGCGCUGUGCAUGGCGAUCUCGCUGUCGUACUUCGUCUACGAUCUCAUCUACUGCGCCGUGGUCGGCGAGUUAGAGAGCGUCUUCCAUCACAUGUUCACCAUCGGCGGCCUCGCGAGCGGCGUCUUCGAGGGCAAGUCCGGCUCGGAGCUCGUCGCGUGCCUGUUCUUGAUGGAAGUCUCGAACCCGAGCCUGCACCUGCGGACGGUGCUCGCGGAGAUGGGGCUGAAGAACAGCGCGUUGGCGUCGAUGAAUAAUCUUAUUUUCGCGCUCGUGUUUCUCGUGUGCCGCCUCGUGAUCGGGCCGCCGCUGGUGUAUAAGACGAUGGUGUGCCCGGACAACGCGUACAUCGUGAAA
Messenger RNA from Micromonas pusilla CCMP1545, 540 nucleotides. RefSeq lists its product as uncharacterized. The transcript has a single exon. Gene Ontology annotation, cellular component: membrane. The annotation marks the transcript as partial. Lineage: Eukaryota; Viridiplantae; Chlorophyta; Mamiellophyceae; Mamiellales; Mamiellaceae. The record is from RefSeq and is a predicted model, not a curated record.